Prunus persica (peach) is the source of this 1035-nucleotide messenger RNA. Its product is annotated as GDSL esterase/lipase At1g29670. Gene Ontology annotation, molecular function: hydrolase activity, acting on ester bonds. The transcript has 5 exons. Bases 1 to 1035 code for a protein of 344 amino acids. Lineage: Eukaryota; Viridiplantae; Streptophyta; Magnoliopsida; Rosales; Rosaceae. The record is from RefSeq and is a predicted model, not a curated record.
AUGGCAACAAAUUAUGAGAUGGGUGUUAGAUGGUUCAAGAUGAUACUUGGUGUUUUGGUGUUUUCAAUAUUAUUAUCACAAUAUUCUUGUGUUUAUGGAGAAGCACCGCAAGUACCAUGUUUCUUCAUUUUUGGUGAUUCGUUGGUCGACAGUGGCAAUAAUAACUACCUCCCGACCUUGGCUAAAGUGAAUUACCUUCCCUAUGGGGUUGAUUUUCCCAUUGGAGCAACAGGAAGAUUUUGCAAUGGCAGAACCUCAGUCGAUAUACUUGCUGAACUUCUGGGUUUUAAGAAACCCAUCCCACCAUUUGCAACUACUUGGGGCCUGGUCAUACUUAGAGGUCUGAAUUACGCAUCUGGGGCUUCAGGAAUUCGAGCUGAAUCUGGCACUGAGAUGGGUGUUAAUGUCAACUUAGAACAGCAGUUACGAAAUCACCAUGUUACAGUCUUGCGCAUUGCUUCCAUUCUGCGACAUAAAGCAUUAGCUCUCAAGUACUUAAACAAGUGCUUUUAUUUUAUGGGAAUCGGCAACAACGAUUACAUUAACAAUUACUUCCAGACUCAGUAUUUUAACACCAGUCGAAUAUAUACACUUGAACAAUAUGCUUCAGUUCUUAUUGAACAAUAUUCUCAACAAAUUAUGACUUUGUAUAGGUAUGGAGCAAGGAAGGUGGCCUUGGUUGGAGUGGCACCAAUAGGCAACGCAACCGAACCUUUUAAUGAAAAGCUUAGAGCUCUGGUGGACAAGCUCAACGCCGAUCUGGAAGAUGCACAAUUCAUCUAUGUUAACUCUUCUUCAGUGUCACGUCCUGCUGAUUUCAAGGUUCCGAACAUUAGCUGCUGUGCAGUAAAUGAACUUGGGCUAUGCAAUCCUUUCGAACCUGUAUGCCAGAAUAGAAGUGACUAUGCAUUAUGGGACUCAUUCCAUCCGACUGAGGCAGCCAAUAUAGCCAGUGCAGGAAGAGCAUACAGUUCUCAAGACCCAUCGGACACUUAUCCCAUGGAUAUCAGUCACCUAGUUCAGCUUAGUCUAUGA